Molecule: messenger RNA, 417 nt
Organism: Rotaria sp. Silwood2
Lineage: Eukaryota; Metazoa; Rotifera; Eurotatoria; Philodinida; Philodinidae
Source: the annotation of a GenBank genome assembly
AUGUACUACUUGAAGUGCGUUUGUACUGCAGUUGAAUGUGAUGAUGCCAAUAUUUUACGGUUUACCAAUUAUAAUAAUUACUGGGCAUUAUCCGAUGAUGAAGAUGAAAUUGUAUACAAACUUUGUUCAGCUCUUAGUCCGGACGUACUUGAUAAUAAAGUUUUCUUUCACAGUGAUGCAUUAUGUGGAGAUUCAGCCAAUGAAUUCUAUGAAUUUAGUCAAAUUCGUCAUCAACUUAUGGCUGUUCGAUCGAUUCUAAUUGCUGGACGUUCACGACAAGUAAAUAAAAUUAUGACUUAUAAAUUGUCGUGGAUGCGAAACAAUUAUUUUGGUCCAAUGAGUCGUUUGGCCGAUCGAUUCAAUCCACAACGUCGGUUGAUGCGUGCGAUGGUUGAGGCUGAUUGUGUCAUUUCAUAG